Molecule: messenger RNA, 2916 nt
Organism: Drosophila willistoni
Lineage: Eukaryota; Metazoa; Arthropoda; Insecta; Diptera; Drosophilidae
Exons: 3
Coding region: 232-2427 (731 amino acids)
Source: RefSeq, a predicted model, not a curated record
AAGUGUCUAGUUGAAACUAUCCCUUGGGAUUGGGGGUCCAUAACCCAUACCCCUUUGCAUACAUACAUAUGUAUGUAUGUGUGUAUUUUGCCAUCAAAUUGAAACUAUCUUAUCGAUUUGUGUGUGUUUUUUGUUUGUUUGUUUUUUUCGUGUAUUUUCCAUCCAACCAAAUGCUGGCGCAGAGGGUAACUGGUGACUAUAAUUCCCUAAAGGGAUUACAAACUUAAUGUCAUGGAUAUGGCCGAACUCCGUUGUCCGUUACUGGAAUCGGAGUCCAAUUACACUAAUACCCAAGAACUGGAAAUACAAAUGGCGAAAUUGAGAUCAAAAAACCAAAGAGCCAGGGAUCCCGAUCCGGAUGGUGAUCGUGAGGCGACCAUAAUAACCACCUUGAUCAAAUCCCUGUCAGUCAGAUGUCGGCGACAAGUUCGUAGGAAAACCAUACUGGGUACACUGCUGAUGUUUAUUUUCUGUUAUUUUGUAAUCGGACGACCGGAAUGGGCCAAUGUGAUAGAUCUGAAUGUACUCCAUUCGGGCAACUAUUUGACAGUUCAUCAUCAGUCCACAGUGGAGGGUAUGGAUGAAUUUAAUCAAAAUGCUACAAUGAAUACCAUUACGAUUGUGCCACAAGGCUAUCUUGUAUAUAGCAAUUACUGCAAAAUCGAGGAUCUGGAUCCCUAUAAAGCCGAAGUGAUGCGUUAUUUUAAGCGAGCCAAAUACAAACAGUGCCAAAAAUUGCCACCAUUGACCCAUGUGAAAUUUGAUGCCAAAACGGAGCGAUAUGUCCUCGGUAUCAAUGGUACGGCCUUCAAGAGCUACAAAGUGGGUGCACAAUUCCAUUGUUGUUACAUGUCCGUGGAGCGAUUAAACGACACGGAGGUUAACUACACGAAAUGUGAACGCUUCAAGGGCAGCAGCCAUCCAUUGGAACGUGGAUUGGAGAGCAUAAUAGUGAAAUGUACAUCGAAUGGCAAACAGAUUUAUAUCAAUGGACACGCCAUGAUACCAGAGAGAACGGACAUUCGAGAGAGACUGAACAAGUGGAAGAAGAAGGAUGGGGAGAGACCGCUCAGUGUCUUGAUGAUUGGCAUUGAUAGUCUCUCGAGGGUUCAUCUAAUACGGGCUAUGCCCAAAACUGCUCAAUAUCUGUACGAUAAUGAUUGGUUCGAAAUGGCUGGCUACAAUAAGAUCGAUGACAAUACUUAUCCAAAUAUCAUGGCCAUGUCGACCGGUUGGAGCUUGGAAUACGCCAACACGCAGUGUCCACCAUGGAAAGUUGGCGGCUUGGAUAAAUGCAAAUUCAUUUGGAAAAUGUAUGAGGAUUAUGGGUUUGCGACAGCCUAUGGCGAGGAUGCUGUAAAGAUCAAUACAUUUAACUAUAUGAGGCAGGGAUUCGUGAAACCGCCAGUGGAUUACUAUUUGCGUCCUUAUCUGACGGCGGCUGAGAAGCUGCUCUAUCGCACCAUCGACACCGGAAUGCCCCACUGUCUGGGCUAUAGCUAUGCCUCCGAGCACAUCUAUGACUACGCCCUGGAGUUCAGUCGUCGGUAUUUGAAUGACACGUACUUUGGAUUCUUUUGGACCAAUACGCACAGUCAUAGCGACAUAUCGCAGACCAGUUCGAUGGACGACUAUAUGGUCAACUAUCUGCAGCAAUUGGUCCAGCAGGGCACCAUGGAGAACAGCGUUGUGGUGUUCUUUAGUGACCAUGGCCUACGUUUUGGUCCCGCCAGAUCCACCUGGUCGGGACACUAUGAGGAGCGAUUGCCCACACUAUUCUUUUGGCUGCCGAAAAAGUUGCGUCAAAGUCAUCCCGACUUUGUUCAGGCCCUGAGAUUGAAUCGCAAUCGUUUGACCACCCCGUACGAUCUGCAUAUGACCCUUAAGCAUAUUCUCACUUUAUCGGGACGCGUGGAUGGUGGCCUAAAGACACUGGGCCCCUCAAUGAGAUGUCCCGUCUGCCAAAGUCUGUUUACUCCCGUAUCCGAGAAUCGGAAUUGCGAAGAAGUUGCCAUCGAGGAUCAUUGGUGUACAUGCCGUUCGUAUAAGACCAUUUCGAAGAAUUCCAAACAUGUCCAGCUGUUGGCCAAGCGAACCGUUCAUUAUAUUAAUGAUUUUGUGGCUGAGGCUCAGAAUGGUUCAUAUAGCAAAUUGUGUCAACAUCUUGCCCUCCAGUCGGUGAAAAGUGCCUUUGAGGCUAAGCCCAAUGCCGAUGACUCGGACGAUGAUCAUACGUAUCGUCUGAUAUUCUACACCUCACCCAACAAGGCUCUGUACGAGGCCACCGUUAGGCAUAAUAUUGUGAGUGAUACCAUGACGGUGACCGGUUCGGUUAGUCGGCUCAAUAUGUAUGCCGGUGAAGCGGAUUGCCUCAAGGAUGUGGCAGCCAAAAAGUAUUGCUAUUGUAAGACACAUGCCAAGGGAUAAGCGUUCUAGAUUAAGUUAGAAACAAAACAGAAACCUAACCCAAGUGCCGUUAACUUUACAUGCAUAUUGUAUGAAUAUGAUAGAAGUCAUAAUCAAGUAGCUUUAGUGCCCUUCGGCCCUGUUGAUCCCCCUCUCUCGCUCUAUCUCUUUCUCUUACCACAGCGACAUAAUAUAUGUAUAUAUGUAGGCAUACAAUAUAAUAUAAAAAAUUUCAUUUGCCAAUCCAAUGUCUAUAUACAGUAGUCUCAAUUUACUUACAAAUAGAUUUAUUAUAAUCUUCUGUAUAGGGGUCAAAUCAAUCAAUAAUUAGAUAUAAUCUAAACUAAUACUAGCGCGAUUUAAAUCAUAUGAGAAAUUAUAUAUAUUUAUAUAAGUAGCUUCAAUAUAAUGCUAAUUAUAUCUUCAAUAAUAAGUUUUCAUUCCUUUCUGAUUCUCUAAAAAAAAACUAAAUUAUUUUCACUUAUAGUAAAAAAGACAGAGGGAUGAAAA